GCUAGUUUUCUCACUCAGGGUUUGUUGUAAUUUAUUCUUAUCUCAAGUGUCUGCGGCCAUUAUCCAGAUAACCAAAUCUUCUUCAACAAGAGGAGGCUCUUUGUCACAUUUUCAUCUAGCUUCUCAGAGAGAGGCAUGCCACAGAACGUGUCAGGCAUGAGCAGUGGGCAUACCAGGCGGCGAGAGGAGUUGAAGGUUGUGAUAUUAGGUGAUGGUGGAUGUGGGAAAACCUCCCUCCUCAUGGUUUACACUAAAAAAUACUUUCCAGAGUGGUACCCCGAGGUGCAUCACUUCUGCCAUGGCGUUCCCAUUAUCCUGGUAGGAUGCAAAACAGAUCUGCAGAAAGACAAGGUCUUGGCAAGGAAACUAUGGUCCUCAGGCCAGAACCCCAUCACAUACAUCCAGGGUGAAGAGACCAAAAGGAAGAUCAAAGCUGAGCUCUACUUGGAGUGUUCAGCCAAAUACAAGGAGAAUGUGGAGGACAUAUUCAGAGGCUACCAAACGAGCCCUUGCAGCAACAAGGAAAUCCAGAAAGGCAAAGAGGAACGGAUUCUGUGCCCUUCUGUGACCCAAGAGAUAAUGCUAUCCACCACCGUGAGCUCCUGAUACAGACAAUACUCUAGCCUUACUCAGGGAAAACACAGAUGAUGACAGAGUCCUUCUCCCUACGAGUCCUCUUAUAAUAUUGUUGCUGCAUUUUACCCUUCUGCUAACCGACUUGUUUUUCCUUCCUGCUAAUUCUUGACAUAUUGUCAAAAUGUGUUUCUUUAAUAGAAAUGAACAACGGACCUCAAGUUAUAGAACCACAAAUGGGGACAUUUGGUCUUCGAAAAUUAAGGAUGCAUGAGGAAGAAGUUGAAGGUACCAUUGUAUAAAAAUUGAAAGUUCCAUUGUAUUUUUCAUUUUGACGCAUCCAAAUCUUUGAAUUUAUACAAAAGAGAAGGUUGACUCAAACAGUAAUUCAUAUAGUACAUCUCAUAGUUGUAAAAACAAAACAAAAAAAAGAACCUUAAUAUGAUUAAAUGAAGCAACAUAAAUCUGGAUUAGCUUGUAGAAUUCAUUCUUCGGUAAGCCUAGCGUUGUUAUGCAUAAUAACAAUUGCACAUUGACUCCAGUCCUUCCAAUGACUAUGAAUGUAAUCAGAUAUGACAUACAAAAUAUGUAUAAUGUAUUUCAUAAAUGUCAAUGAUUGUCUAAU
This is a messenger RNA of Salvelinus fontinalis (brook trout), 1198 nucleotides long. Its product is annotated as rho-related GTP-binding protein RhoF-like. Lineage: Eukaryota; Metazoa; Chordata; Actinopteri; Salmoniformes; Salmonidae. Gene Ontology annotation, molecular function: GTPase activity; GTP binding. Bases 136 to 606 code for a protein of 156 amino acids. The transcript has 3 exons. The record is from RefSeq and is a predicted model, not a curated record. Gene Ontology annotation, biological process: small GTPase-mediated signal transduction; cell migration.